AUGUCCGACGUCCAGCAGCAGCACACCGCCACCGAGGCACCUGUUUCCGAGCCUGUGGCCACCCAGCAACCUGAGACCACCACCACCACCGCUCCCACCACAGCAGAGGAGUCGACGCCCAUUGCUGAUGCCAUGGCGAAGCCCGAGUCACACGAGACUAAGGAGACACCAAUCACUGACUCGAUCAUCAACUCGCCCGAGCACAAGGACGCCAUUGAGUCCACUCCCGUUGCGGAGGAGAAGAAGGAUGCCGUCGCUGCUCCCGAGAAGAAGCCUGUGGAGCCCAUUACGGAGGGCCAGCUCGCGCUCAAAGGUCCUGGUCUGCUGAAGUCCAUCAUCCCCUCCAAGAAGGAAUUCUGGCUCGGAGACGAUGCCGUCACACCACAAGACCUGAGCUCCUACAUGCGUGGCGAGAAGCCUGAAAUCGCUCACCACGUCGUCGCCUGGGCUAGCCAGACGGGCAAGGGUCUCCUCUUCUUCAACAAGAAGGGUGACACCAGCAAGAAGACGCCCGGUCACGUGCUUGCUCUGUACGACGCCACUGACCUGAAGAAGGAGUCUCCGCAUGAGAUUGCUUUCAAGCUGAACGGCCAGGAGCAUGUGCUCAAGGCUACCAGCGACAACGAGCGCGAUGGUUGGUAUAUGUCGAUUGAGAAGGCGAUGGAGCUUGGCAAGUCGCAGAAGGAGGAGGUGAGGGAGGGUGAGGGCUACAAGGCUGAGAUGGAGAAGCUAAACAAGCCUGCUGGUGCUGCCACCACUGCCGCAGCUGCCGCCAAGCGCAGCCAGUCCCAGCCUAAGAAGAGCAUGGAUGUCGACAAGACUGAUGCCACUACUCCUCGCAACAACUCCGACUCCGUGGAGGAAGAGAAGAAGGACGACAAGAAGUCUCGCUCCACUUCUCGCGGCGUGUUCGACCGUCUGAAGGGCAAGAAGGAAGAAGCUGAGGUCAAGAGAGAGGAGAAGAAGGAGGAGAAGGAAGAGAAGAAGGUCGAGGAGACUGCGCCAGAGGAGCACAAGACUGAAGAGGCACCUGUUGCGGCUGGCCUUGCUGGUGGUGCCGUUGCCGGCGCUGCUGUUGCUGGUAGCUCGAGCACCGAUGACAAGAAGGAGGAGCCUAUCGAGUCAUCUACCGCUACCGCGCCCACCACCACCGAGACCAAGACCGAGGAGAAGCCCAAGCCGGCGAAGCGAGGUAGUAUCUUCGGCAAGAUGCAAGGCUGGGGCAACAUGAAGAGCCCUUCCAAGGAGAAGGAGCAGAAGGACGCCGAGCUCAAGCCUGAGGUCCCACCAAAGGACGGCGCUGUCGCCGAGAACCCACCAGUGCUCCCUGAGACUGCCACCACCGAGCCAGCUGAGGACGCUCUCAAGACUGACGGCGAGGUCAAGCCUGAGACCGCCGCUGAGGAGAAGAAGGCCACCUCCACCCCAGCAAAAGAGAAGCCUACUUUCCUCUCCAACCUCUCCUUCGGCAGCAAACGUAACCGCAGCGUCAGCCCGUCUGCCGGCGCUACCGAGACGCCAGUCAAGGCUGAGGAGACCUCCCCCGUCGAGGCACCUAAGGAGACCGAGCCAGCCGCCCCCGUCGAGGAGCCCAAGACCGAGCAGCCCAUCGGCGGCACCGAGACCGUCGACCCUAUCUCCCCGCUGAAGCCGGAGGACGCCACGAACAACACCGCCGACACGAAAACCACCGACAAGCGACAGUCCGUCUUCUCCAACCUCGGCCGUCGCGCCUCCAAGGCUUUCAAGGGCAUGCAGUCCCCGAAGAGAGAGAACACUACUCCUGCCACCGCCGCUACCACGGAGUCGACGCCUGCAGAGACCGAGCAGUCGCAACAGCAGAUCGGCGACGUCGUCCCUGAAGCCAUCGCGGACGACACGAAGAAGACGGAGCAGCCCCCCGCCGUCGCUGCGUCGGCAUAG
Messenger RNA from Saxophila tyrrhenica, 1923 nucleotides. RefSeq lists its product as uncharacterized. The record is from RefSeq and is a predicted model, not a curated record. The transcript has 4 exons. Lineage: Eukaryota; Fungi; Ascomycota; Dothideomycetes; Mycosphaerellales; Extremaceae. The coding region runs from base 1 to 1923 and encodes 640 amino acids.